Molecule: messenger RNA, 5430 nt
Organism: Phascolarctos cinereus (koala)
Lineage: Eukaryota; Metazoa; Chordata; Mammalia; Diprotodontia; Phascolarctidae
Source: RefSeq, a predicted model, not a curated record
UUCACAACUUGGCCCCUUCCUACUUUCAAUUCUUCUAUUUCACUGUGCUCCAUACACUCUAUGACCCAGCAAUACUGGCCUACUUGCAGUUUCUGACAUGAUACUCCAUUUCCCAGCUCUGUACCUUUUCUUCAUGUCUGGAACACUCUUGACCUUUCACCUCUGUUUCUUGCCUUCAAAACUCAGAAUUCUGUCUUCUAUAGGAGGCCUUUCCUGAUCCCCUGGGCUGCCUUCUCAGAUUACCUGGUUGUUUACAGCUUGUUUCCCCCAUUGAAAUGUGCCUUUUUUCUCCUUUGUAUCCCCAAUUCUUAGCACAGUACCCUUUCGUGGUAAAGGCUUAAUAAAUUCUUGUUGAUAUGAUUUGUUGGCUUGAUUAUUGACCUUCCAUUUGAAAAUGUUCAGUGAGAUAUAACUUACUAAAUACUAGGGGUAGUUCAUUCAACUUUUGGAUAGCUCAUGGGUUAGUUUUUCUUUAUGUCAAGCUCUUUUGUUAGUUCUGCCCUCUAGGCCACUCAGAACAAGUAUAAAACCUCUUCUAUGUGAUAGUCCUUCAAAUAACUGAGACAUUAUAUUCCCACAAGUCUUGUCUCUAAAGUAAACAACUCCAGGUCUUUCAAGCAGGUACUAAUAUACCAUGUUCUCAGUUCCCUUCACCAAUCCAGGAUACCCUCUUUUGGACAUAGUCUAGCCUGUCAAUAUUUUUUCCCAAAACAGUUUCCAGAACUGAACACAGUGCUGUUACCAGGGAACAGCGUAGGGGGACUUAUUUUCCCCUUGUUUUGGACACCACAUAGCCUACAAUAGCAUUAGCUUUUUUGGCUGCCAUAUCAUGACUAUUGACUCAUAUUGAUCAUUGAAUCCAUUAAAAUCCUCAAGUCUUUUUCACGCAGGUUUGUCUAGUCAUGUCUCCCUUAAACUAUACUUAUGAAGUUUAUUGCUUGAAUCCAACUGUAGAAAUUUACAUUUAAAUUUGAAUUAAAUUUUAUUUGAUUUGCAUCAUUGUUUUAAGGUCUCGAUGUUUUUGGAUUCUGACUCUUGCUAUCUAGUGUGUAAGCUAUCCUUUCCAGCUUUGUGUCACUUGCAGUUUUGACAAACAUUGACAGUCUUUUAUGGCUUCAUUUAAUUGUUGACAAAAAGGUUGAAUAGCAUUGGAACCAUUCUCCAGAGAUUUUCCUUCAAGUUGUCAUAUACUUACAUCUAAUUCAUAUUUUUCAAUCUUGCUCAGGUAAUUAAGAUAAUUAUGAAAGUUUUUUUGUUAAAUGCUUUUUUGAAAUUUAGGUAUACUACAACAUUCAUCUGAUCUGUCAUUCCAAUAACCUGUCAAAACAAGAAAGUGAACUUAAUCUGGCAUGACCUGCUCUGGAUGAAGAAGCCACAUCAGCCUUUUUAGUGACCACUGCUUUCCUUUCCCAAUGCUCAUAAAACUAUUCCUUUAAUAAUAUAGUCUUAAAUAAUAUAGUCCAAAAUAGCCAUCCCUAUUCAUCAAUUUUCCUCUUGCCUCAAAACAGCUUUAAAAUACAUUUAAUGUCCUUAGCGCUCAUUGUUGGCCUUGUAAAGCUCAUUCUAGGUCUUAGUGCUCUUGACACUAUUCUCAAAGGCCUUAAAGGUCAUUCAUCAUUACCUACUCUUACUUCCAUCUUCUUUACUUGUCUUGUUAAGAUCAGAGUUUGUCAGUGGAACUCCUGUUUCCACAUUGGUUUCUUUUAGACAGUGUCCCCUCUUUCUCUUUAUUGGAAUAAUUUGUGUAUUCAGAAUAUCCCCCUUAGAUUUUUAGGCCAUUGGGGCUUACUUAUCCUUUCUCUGAAUCUUUUAAAAAUCUUUUCUUCCCAACACCCAACAAAUAUCCUUCCCAAUGAUAUGUAUGCCCUCUAAAGGAAUUAAUGGUAGAAUCUAAAGCACUUUGUUGCCUAGUUAAGAGAUUUCCAUAUCUUUUAUAUCACAAGUAGAGAAGCAUUUAAUUAAUCCACUUGUAAAUAAGGAUGACCCUCCUUCUGUAUGGAAUUGAGUAUAACCUGUAUCUAGACAGUUCCCUUAUCUAUUCUGAGUUAUUAUUAAUCUUAGGGUCCAGGAUGAUGAUAACCUGGUGACAGAGAAAGAUAACUCAAUCAUUUACCCUAAGUUUCUGAUACUACCUGUUUGACUGUGGGCAAGAUAUUUAACUUCUCUAGGUCUUCUCAUCUAUAAAAUGGGAGGGGGGGGGUUGGACUAGCUUGCCUUUAAGGCCGUCUCUUCUAGCUCUACACCAAUGACUCUUAUGAUUGGUAGGAUAUUAUGGAUGAUUGCCUUUCUCCCUCUAACUUUUGAAGUAUUUGAACUUACAGGGAGGGUGAUACUGCUUCAGAAAGCUUAUGUCCUAAGAACAGGAAGAAAUGUUUAGGAGGGAAAUGAGAUCUGGACAUUGGCUCCAGAAUGGGACUUUUUCUCUUUCUUCUUUUUGCGUUUGAGAAAGUCUUUCUGUCUACCAUGCAGAAGCUGGGGAGCAGAGAACUUCUGCAUUUGGACUGAGGCUCCUGGCCUGCCUGCCACUAUGUGGGCAAGAGCAGACAACUUUUGGGAGCUGGAUACCUGGGUUUCAGUGGGAAUCAGAGGGCUGCAGCACUUGAGCCAAUGUGUCUACAGACUGCCUUCUGGUGGUCAGGGUCAUAGGGGAAGCUGACCACAUAGAAUGGUCAGUUUAUAGAAAGGCUUCACAGAGCCUUGAGACUCAGAUUGCAGAACUCGGAUCAUUCAAGGUAGAUUCAGAGUGUUAGGGACUGGCACCUACUGAAAAUCCCAUUGGUGGGAGAGAUGGAGGGGAGAUGACUUAGAAGCACAGACUUAGAUGUGACGUUAGAGGCCAUUGAAUUUUCAACCCCCUUGUCUUAUAAACAAACUGAAGUCCACGGAGGUUAAGUGAUGUACUUGUUCAAGGUUGCCCAGAAGAUAACUUACGGAGGUAGGGAUCCAAAUCUAACUCUAGAUAUCUUGAUCUUGGAGUCCCAGAAUAUAACCCCUCCUUUAAUCCUUUCCACAAUAUACAGGUGCAGGAUGAAGCUAAUCUGGAGGAGUUUGAAGGGUUCCGUGUGGGAGGACAUAACAAUUCUUGCAGUUUCCCUGGGUUCCCUGACUAUGUGUGCCUGUGGUAUGUUGAUUGCCAGUAUUCUGUGAAUGCUGUUUGAUAUUCUGAAAGGCCAGAUAUGGGGUGGGGACAGAACUAGAGAUUUCCUAUUUUUAAAUAAUUUUGAGAAAUAUUUCACUUAAAAAAAAAUAAAAAAGAAAUAUUUCACUUAAUUCCAUAGACCAAUACUGAAUCCUGGCCAGGAGUUUCUGCUUGCCUCAGUGUUUUAAAUUGCAUGGCUUGGUGGCAGAAGAGGCUCACCCAUGUGUGCCAGACAAACUCAAAUGAGUCCACUGAUCUGGUAACUCGAGGAGAGCGCCAUCUCGAGGAUAUUAUAAUUUCUUGCUUGAUAAAUGAGAGUCUCUCCACAGGCUUCGAGAAGUCAGAGUACCAGCUGACUUGGGCAGUGCCCCAGGUGUCAAUCAUAUGGAACAUUCUCCAAAUGUAAAAAAGCUGCAGUUGUCACCCACACAAUUUCAGCGCUGCAAGGGAACCUCAGCAGUCAUCUAGUCUAACCCCAUACACACAAGGAAUCUCUAGAGUGUCAUAUUCAACAAGUAGCUAUUUAGCCUCUGCUUGGAAACCUUCAUGAAGAGGGAACUCAUGACUUCUGGAGGCAGCCCAUUCUGCCUUCAGAUAGCUCUCAUUGUUAAGAAGCUUCCUCUGACAUUAAGGCAAAAUUUGCCUUUCUGUGACUUGGAACCAUUGCUCCUGAUUCUGCCUUCUGGGCUAAAGAGAUUAAGUGUAAUUUCUCCAUGGCAGUCCUUUAGAUACCUGAACUCAGACACAGCUAUCAUGGCCUCCAUGAGUCUUGUCUUUUCUAGGUUAAACAUCCCUGGUUCCUUUAGCUGAUUCUCACAUCCCACGGAUUCAAGGCCGUUUCCCAUCCUGGUUGCCCUCGGAUGCUCCUCGGUGUCCUUAAACUGUGGCUCUCAGAACUGAACUCAAUACUCCAAAAUGGUCUGACCAAGGAAAAUCCAGCCCUGCCCUGCAGCCCUGGACACAACAGGUAUACACAGGCUGGAGCCUGACUGAGAAGAGAGCCCUUUUCUAGUGCAGGGCCAUGGCCAGCUCUGCCUUCCCCCCAGGGCUACCACCUCGAGGUCCUUAUUACAUCCCAGGGUAUACUGGACACUGCCCACAACUUGGGUUCAGCCUGGGUAAAACCUAUGGACAACUGACUGGACGGCUGCUGCUGUCUGGUCCCUCUGGCCUAGCCUGGACCCCCGCCCACCGCAUGCUUCUGCCCCUGAUCAAUACUCUUGGAUCUCCUGGGACAGACAAGCACUCCUGGCAUGGACAUGAGAGGAUUAAGUCCAACAUGAUCCCAGGGUACACAGGCUUUGUGCCCCGGUCUCAGCACAUCUUUGCCAAGAGAUGCACCCAGGUCUGGGCUGAAGCUUUGAGGGACUUCACUAGCCAUUUAGGUACAGGAUAUAAAGAGCUGCCAGAGGCUGAGAGGAAGAAACUGGAAUCUAAGACAGAUGAGCAGGAGCCUGAGCCAGAAAAGCACCUGAAGCUGGAACUGGAGCCAGAGCACAAACUAAAAGCCUCCCCCUAUUCCAUGGAUGACAGAGAUCCUGAUAAGUUCUUCAUCUCAGGGUUUACUGGAUAUGUGCCCCGAGCCCGUUUCCACUUCGGCUCUAGUUUCCCUAUCCUCACCAAUCAGGCUCUGCAAGAAUUUGGGCAGAUGUGCCCAGGGGCCAGGGGCCAGAGGGACCAUAAGCUUCUUCCCAGCCUUUCCAGGACCUACUUACAGAACAUGGUGCCCUGCUAUAAGGGUUAUGUGCCAGGUGAGACCUGGGGUAGAAGUUUGAAUCAGAUUGGGGGGGAGUAGAAAUCCUUGGGGAGCUAGAGGGACAGGACAAUAAAGGUUCUAGAAGCCUGGGUUAAAACAGGUUGGGGCUGCUAUAGAAUACCAGAUGGGGUGGAUGGAACAUCAGCUCCACACGAAGUUACAAACUGUAUGAUGUUGGCAAUCAUCUAGUCUAAUCUGAGGCACCAAAAGAGGAUUUACCUAAGGUCCAAGUUAGUGACUGAUCUGAGAGAGGUUCUUAGAGUUUUCUCUGUUGGCAAGGACAGUCUGGGGGUGUUUGGGAAUGGAGAGGUACUAGGCAGAGCCUGGCUGAAAGAAAAAAUGCUUCCAAGGCACACACCAGAUACCCCCAACACCACUGUCUUUGUUCUGUGUCUCUGCUCUGUGUGACAGCCUCCCUUGGCUCCACAGGCUAUAAGUUCCAGUUUGGUCACACCUAUGGGCCUCUCACCCAUGAGGCUCUGGGCCUCAGAAACUUCCAAAAGCAGCUCCAAUCCUACUUUCCCCAACGCCAGGC